AUGAAGCUUCCUGCCCAGGUGCGAGCUGACUUCAUUAAGAAGCUGCACCGGGAAGGACAGCGUCUCCCGCGGCGCCAGGAAGCGGAGUCCGCCUACGUGGACGGCCGCACGGCGCUUGUGACACACGAGGAGGCGCAAGACUGGGCCCAUGGCAAGGCGCCUGACGGCACCCACGUAAUCUCGUUGUCACACUGCUGGGAGGUUGGUGUGCCGCUGAGCGUGAGUGGUCUAGUACAAGGGCAGCCACCAACCUUUCGCGCGAAGUGGAGCCUCGAGAUCGUCCAUUGUGAGCUCGGCCCUAAGCUCCCGCUGCUGCUGAAGGUCCUGGAGAAGAUCAAGCUUCGGCAGCUCCACUUGCAGCGCAACGAGCUGGUUGAGGAGGGCACCCGCCAGGUCAUCGAGGCCUUGGCUUUGCAGUCCAACGGGACGCUUGCGGCACUGAGUCUCGCCUACGACGGCAUCGGCGUCGCUAAUGUCAAGGGAUUGGCCGAGGCUCUGCGGACAAACAGCACUUUGAUCGAGCUGAACCUGAGCCACGCCUGCCUAAGCAUCGAUGGCAUCAUCGCUCUCGCGGAGGCAAUCAAGGAGAAUCGGACCCUCAAGCAGCUGAGCCUUCGGCGGCUCGAUCUGACGGGCUGCGAUUUGGGCAAGGCCCACGGGGCACUGGCCAGGGCCCUCCGGACCGGCCAGGCGGGGUGA
Messenger RNA from Symbiodinium necroappetens, 699 nucleotides. The record is from the annotation of a GenBank genome assembly. Lineage: Eukaryota; Dinophyceae; Suessiales; Symbiodiniaceae.